Molecule: messenger RNA, 1638 nt
Organism: Monosiga brevicollis MX1
Lineage: Eukaryota; Choanoflagellata; Craspedida; Salpingoecidae
Exons: 3
Coding region: 1-1638 (545 amino acids)
Source: RefSeq, a predicted model, not a curated record
AUGGCAAUGGCAGUGUGUCGAGGUCGACUGCUGUCGGUGGCGACAGUGCUGCUGGUCGUGGCCAUGGCGGGGCCAGGCGUUGCAGGCAUGUCAGGGCAGCAGUUGCAGACUUUGACCAAUGCAGCCAUUGCGGCCAAGCAAUCGGUGUUGGCGCUGCCUGAGGGCCGCAUUGAGUUUGGUAGCGUUGAGUACAUGAUUCAAGGCGCGCGCGAUCUGACCAUCGUCGGUGCCGUGGACGCGGCGGGCAUUCCGCUCACCGAGCUCUGGUUUGCCUUUCCGGGCGCCGUGCACCUUUACAACUGCUUCAAUUUCACCUUAUCCAACGUCAUCAUUGAUUUCGAAUCCACCUACGCCCAAGGAUCCGUCACGAGCUGGGACGAGGACAAUGGCCGGUGGUUCAUUGCCGGGUUUAACACCCUCAUGAUGAUGCCUGAUCCCAACCUGGAGCCAUUUUUUGCCCCACCCUACAACGACUCUAUCAAGGUAGCAUUCUGGGACGCUAACAAAACCAUGAUUCGAAACGCAACUUUCACGGACGGUAUCAAUAUUUUCAUGGAAGGCAGCACCGCUAUGGGGCCCACCUCCCCCUUUACAGUGUUGUAUAACAUCUCCGUUAACACAAACAUUUUCGGGCGCAUUCCGGCCUGGACCGAGCCACCCAUGGUCACGGUCAUGCCUCGCGGCGGGCAGCACUCGCUCCUUGUUCUCAAUACUUCCGCCAGCCUCUUUGACAACGUACACAUCUACGGUGGUAGCUCCAUGGGAAUCGUCGAGUCGGGCGGAUAUGGCCCAGCCAACACAUUUUACAAGCUCAACAUGACACGCCGGGCCCUUGUCAACGAGAACGGCACCGUCGACCGCCUCUUGGCCAUCAAUGCCGACGGCUUUCAUUCCACCUCCAAUCAGCACGCCGGCGCGCUAAUCCAGUCCACCAUCUCUUUCACCGGUGACGACCUCAUCAACUACUGCAGUGCCAUGCUGGUGGUACUGGCCAGCCCCAGCGUGACCGAAACGACUGCUACGCUGGCCAUUCUCGACAACGCGCGACUGCUCGAAAUCAUGAGGCCGGGUCAGCGUAUCACCUUCUUUCACCUCAACUCGGAAGCUUACCAAGCGCAAGCCGAAAUUGUGGGCAUUGCCGAGUCGCAGGACCCCGACUGGCUGCAACGCGCUGCCAACGUUCGCCAAACCCUGACCAACCCACCUUACAACGCAGACUUUACACGCUCCAUCUUCAGCAACCCAGGUCCCGUGUAUGCCGUGAACGUAACUGUCACCGCCGGUAACCUUAGCAAUGUCCAGGAGUACUGGUCUACAGCCCACAUGGACCCCUAUGCCAACAUCAACCCACACUUGACCCAAAGUCACCUCCAUGACAGCUAUUCGCGCAUGCUCAUGCUCAAGAGCUCGGGCGCCAUGGUUGAUAACAAUGUUUUUGAACGUGCGGGUGGCGUUCAUCUCGGCCCUGAACAGGAGUGGCUCGAGGGUGAUCCCGGCCAAACGAACGUGACGUUUGUUCACAACACCAUCAUUAACGGCGGUACCAAUGAAACCGCCAUUCAGCUGCAGCCUUGUCUGACCAUCAAUAAAGCCAAUAUUAUCAUGGCUGAUAAUCAGAUUGAGCUCACCAACGAGUAA